Messenger RNA from Tripterygium wilfordii, 1401 nucleotides. RefSeq lists its product as uncharacterized. Bases 1 to 1401 code for a protein of 466 amino acids. The transcript has 5 exons. NCBI's taxonomy places the organism in Eukaryota, Viridiplantae, Streptophyta, Magnoliopsida, Celastrales, Celastraceae. The record is from RefSeq and is a predicted model, not a curated record. Gene Ontology annotation, biological process: protein desumoylation. Gene Ontology annotation, molecular function: deSUMOylase activity. Gene Ontology annotation, cellular component: nucleus.
AUGAGAAAAGAGAAAAGAACAAAGAGAAGGGAUGAUCACAUCGAGCAUGCACAUGCACAUAAAGCUGGAGGGAAUUUGAUAUUGAAGGCCAAGUUCGAUGCCAUAGAGCAGAAGUUGGGAGAGCAUGGUGGUCAACUUUUGGACAUGAAAAAGGAAAUUGCUGAAAGCAUUACUGGUUUUUUUGAGACUACCAAGGCAAUUUACGAAGGUCUGGCAGUGUUAAAAGGAAAUUGGGAGAAAAAGGAGGAUAAGGAUGGAAAUCAGGAUGAAAAGGAUGAGAAUGAGGAUGAGGGAAAGGAUGAUGAGGAGGACCAGGAGGAAACGCAUGAUGCGGAUAAAGAGGAGGAGGACAAUGAGGGAAAGACAGUUUCCCCUGUUAGACAUGCCGAUGAUGUUGAGGAUGCAGCCGUAGUUGCUGGAUUGAUGGAUCUCACAGAACAAGUGUUUGAACAGCCAAUGACAGACAAAAGUUCAAUUGGAGUUGAAGAGAUUCCAAAAGCCAAGUACACAUUUACACGGGGAAGAAAAAGAGGUUCCACAUCGAGACGUGUAAAUAUAUAUAAUCCAAUGCGAACAGAGUGUCAAUCACAAGAGAGAAGCACCAACCAAAAUAUUGAUGGUCCUUGGCCAAUCAAUUUAAAGAGGUCGUAUUCGACUCUUUGGAAACAAGGAUUGGAAGCAUGGGUAAGAAACAGGGCUGAGGAUACAUCUUAUUUGGUUGUUGGUGGAAAGAAGUUAUACAAAAAUUGGUUUAUCAACGCAAUGACACCCGAUUACUGGUUGACAGACCAGCAUAUGGAUGUCGCAAUGUACCUCCUCAUGAAGAGGAUCAAGCAAUACCCUGCCAUAUUCAAGAAGAAGGUUGUGCUGCUGGACACUAUAUUCACUGUAUCAGUUGAAUCCCACUUUAAUGAGUUCACUAAAGAUCCUCAUAAUGUUGGAGAAUGGGACAAACAUGAAGUCUUUGAGCACUAUAUUUCUGGAAAAAACCCUGAAGGGUCCAUACCAUUGAAUGGUGUAGAUUACAUUUACUUUCCCAUGAACUGGAGAAAUAUCCAUUGGGUUGCAAUUGAGGUUGAAGUUGGCAACAAAUGGAUCAAUGUAUAUGAUCCCAAAAUUUCAAUCACCAGCAAGGAGGAUUGCAAUAAUCAUAUGAAACCGUUGAGGACUAUGUUGCCAUACAUCCUUCGUUUGGGUGGGAUUGAUGCAGGAGUCGCCCCAUGGCCUGCUCAUAGAUUGCAAGUUGUUCCUCAGCAAGAGACCGGGGGAGAUUGUGGCGUGUUCACAAUAAAAUUUAUAGAGGUAUUAAGUGCAGGAAUGCCAAUACAACUUAUUAAUCAGACAGACAUGAUGUUUUACAGGAGGAAAUUCGCAAUCGAGUCAUACGGACAACAUUUUUAA